GUUUAUAUAUAUCAGGCGUUAACGGCCGACAACUCAUACCAGAUUUUUUGACUGUACUAUCUGAACGUACCAAGUACACAGAAAUAGACAUCAUGUCCGCAGCAGCUCCAGCAACACCCAAGGUGAAGAAAGCCGCCAAGGCUAAGAAGCCAACCCACCCAACAUACAAGGAAAUGUUGAAAGCUGCACUUGUCAACUUGGGAGACAAAAAAGGCUCAUCCAGGCCAAAGAUCAAGGCUUACAUUUCUAAGAACUACAAGGUUAAUGAGGAUAAACUGAUCAGCAGCCUCAGAAGUGCCAUCAAAAAAGGAAUCGCUGACAAAAGCAUUGUCCAGGUGAAAGGAAGCUUCAAAUUAGGAGCAAAGGCAGAGAAGCCUAAGGCCAAAAAGCCAAAGGCUACCAAGCCUAAAGUAAAGAAGGCAGCCAAGCCAAAGAAGACGGGAGAAAAGAAAGCCAAGCCUGCAGCCAAGAAAGCAAAGAAACCCAAGACACCAAAGAAGAAGACCGCAAAGUCCCCAGCAAAGAAAGCAGCUAAGCCAAAGACAGCUAAAAAAUCGCCAGCAAAGAAAGCAGCAAAGAAAGCCCCAGCAAAAAAAGCAGCGAAAAAACCAGCAGCUAAAAAAGCAGCAAAGAAGUAAACUGUGAGUAGACAUUUUGAAAAAAACGUUACUGAGUGUUAAAUUCGUUGGAUUUCUUCGUAAGGCAGCAUUUUAUGUGGCACGUGUACUGAGCGGAACAAACAAUUAAUGCUCCGGUGAAUAUGUUUCAUCAACUCGUGGAUCAUCAUCAUCCUUCAUAGUGACUAUUGCAUCGAUGUCGCAGGUCGCAUUUUGACCAGAGUGCCAAGGACCCCAUGGAAUGACGCGGGACGUUUCAGUGCAGGACGGUGGUCGACUCGUGGUUCGGUGCAUUUCAUUAACAUUUCAAUCAUUAAUCAUCCAUUCAUGAUCAUUUCAUUUUGACAUUUUGUUCAUUUUCAAUCAUUUCCAUUUAUCAUCGUCGUUUUAACUCAUGAACAUUUUAAAAAUAUUGAAUGGCAAUGUUUUAUCACAGCUAACUAGUGCUGUUAUGUAUGUUACGGCUCGUUGAUUGUAUAUCUUCUGUGAAGGUCUUCUAUUUAUUGUCAUAUUUUUAACAUGAAAUAUCUAUAUAAAACUUUUUAAAAAACCUUA
Messenger RNA from Pecten maximus, 1172 nucleotides. Its product is annotated as late histone H1-like. The transcript has a single exon. Gene Ontology annotation, cellular component: nucleosome; nucleus. NCBI's taxonomy places the organism in Eukaryota, Metazoa, Mollusca, Bivalvia, Pectinida, Pectinidae. Bases 93 to 638 code for a protein of 181 amino acids. Gene Ontology annotation, biological process: negative regulation of DNA recombination; nucleosome assembly; chromosome condensation. The record is from RefSeq and is a predicted model, not a curated record. Gene Ontology annotation, molecular function: nucleosomal DNA binding; double-stranded DNA binding; structural constituent of chromatin.